CUCAACACUUUUCCCUCGUACCCCUAUUGAAGGCCUCAACCCCCACGAGACGUCAAUUGAUAGUUUUUCAUAUAGGAAGCACCUAUCACGAUGCCCAUACCCGUUAUUGGACCAAUCUUCAAGAAGCUCCUCGCCCCCGAGCUGGACAAUAACGGCGAGCCUAAUGCCUUUCACUUCAUGCUCGGCCAGGAAGGUUACCGGUUCCAGUCGCGGGUCUUCCGAAUCCCGUCGCGAUUCGGCGCCUUCUCCCGCGGCCCCCGGCAACUCCAAGCGUACGAGGGCUCUCAGUUCGCCCUUCUUCUCGUGCAGAUGCUCUUAUGGAUCACAUACGGGCUUCCCUCUCUCGCCAUUUCCAACUUUCUGGGAGUGUCUCACCUGGAUCUCGGCUAUGUGACGUUCCAGGUCAUAUCCGCCAUGGUGACUAGUUACUGGCUCGGCAUGUUAUUCGAUCCCCACCGCAGGCCUGAGAAUUUCCACGAGGUAUGGCGGCCGGAUGGAUGGCGACAGACUGAUUUGGAAGACAGGCUCGAGCAGGCCAAGUUCCGGGCAAGAGUCCUACAUCUGAGGCUUGAACGUAACGAGCUUCAGUGGGAUAAAUUACAACUGGAGAGGAGUGAUUGGUUGGAAUUACGAAGGCAGAUCGAAGAAGAGGGCUUGGAGAGUGAUGAGGAUGAUAUGGAGGUCGAUAUGAUUGAUGCGGUGGAACUCUUCGUCGGUGACUGGAGCUCUUAUUGGUAUUUCCUCUGAAUUUUAACACC
Messenger RNA from Annulohypoxylon truncatum, 758 nucleotides. RefSeq lists its product as uncharacterized. The record is from RefSeq and is a predicted model, not a curated record. The transcript has a single exon. NCBI's taxonomy places the organism in Eukaryota, Fungi, Ascomycota, Sordariomycetes, Xylariales, Hypoxylaceae. The coding region runs from base 91 to 747 and encodes 218 amino acids.